AACAACACAUCAGCAGAGAAAACAGGCAACAUCCCAUUUUUAUCUCUCUCCCUGCCUUUUUCUGCCUCUCCUCUCUGUGCCUGUCCCUCUCUGUGAACUCUCUCUCUCUCUCUCUCUGAAAAAAAUUAAAUGCAAAGUGGCAUACACCCAACAUGGAAGAAGAAACAUAGAAACUCCGCACACCCAACAAAGCUUUCAUUUCAUCCCCAAACAAAAUAGAAAACAGAGAAAGAAGAGUCAACCGCCCAACUUUCCCCAACCCUUCUCUCUUUUCUUCAAUGGCCCAGCUCAGCUGGACCAAAACUUAUGUAGCUGCAAGGUAAAACAAAAAAGAAAGCAAAGGAAAUUUGGGGAGAGAGAGAGAGAGAGAAGCAAAGGAGAAAGAGAAGAUAGGUGCCUUCAGAUGUCCUCCAACCAAACCACCUCCUCUCCAAUAAAAACAAUGUUGGGUCACAAAUGCCCUUCUGCAACCCCCCAAAAAAUCCCAUCUUCAUCACUACUGUCUCAACCUCAGCUCUCUCUCUCCCUCAAAAGAAAUACCCAUUUUUAUUUUUCCCCCAUCUCUUUCUUUUUCCACACAACCGAAUUAUGUGGGCUUUAUUGGGUUUCUUGUCUUGGUCAGAGUUUUCACAGAGAAAACAGGGAAGGCGAGAACCUUCUCAUUUUCCCCUUCCCCUCUCUCUCUUUCUUGUUUCUCUCCUUCUUUAUUGUUUUGUCCUCCUACCCUCUGUCUCUCUCUCCUUCAUUAUUUCAAUCGCACCCAUCUCUCUGGCCUCUCUUUUCAACUUUGUUUGCUACCUUUUGUUGCCUCUGUUCUUGACCUAUGAUGAAGAAGAUGAAAGGGAUAGCUGUUAUGGAGUCUUCUCCAUAUGCUGCUGCUCCCGAAGAUCCAAGAAUCAGGUACAAGCACCAGAGUCUGAUGCAGGACUACCAAGAUCUGGAAAAGGAGACUACUAGAGAAGAGGGAUGGCUUAAUGGACUAAGUGGUUUAAUUCUGGUCUGGCAGUCUGAGAAAAGGAAGAAAAAUUAUAUAUCUUGAAGGUUUUCUUCUGCGUAUCCAACGAGAAACGAAUGCCAUGAAAAAGAAGAUGGAAAUGCUGAAACAGCACAAAUUUACACUGUUAGCUGAAGUCCAAUUCUUAAGGCAACGAUGCAAGUACUUAAUGGAGAACCAGCUCUCAUCGCCACAACAGCCACCUAGUCGAGCGAGACGUAAAACCAUAGAAGUGAAGAGUGAUAACCUCACAAAGGCUAGGAAGACAGCGGCAAAGGGGUCUGCUCAAGGCAAAUCUGCUUCAGCUCCUGAUCUAAAUAAAAAGGGGAAAGUCAAGAAUGGGAGGAAAGCAGCCUUGCAAAAUCCCAUGCCGCUUUUAAAUGCAAAAGAGGAGAGAACCAUUGUUGGGAGGGAAGCUGCGUACCACAACUCUGCACGAAAUUUGGACUUGAACGAGAGGGAUUUGAUUGCUAGUGGGCGGGAAGUUGCCAUCCAAACUCCCACCCCGGCUUUUGAUAUGCAUCAUAAGGAGAGGCUUCGUGCUGGAAGAGAAGUUACCAAAAGAAACCCCACUCCUGUCUUUGAUUUAAACCAGAUUUCGACAGAGGAGUUGCAGAUCAAUGAUCAGCAGCCAAGAACUGAAGAAGUAAAUAGAAGUUUAGGUACAGGCGAAGGCGAGGAGCUCAAUAACGAUGUGAAGUUAUCAAGUUUUAGGAGUAAGAAUACUGCAAAUGGGCUUGGCAAGGUAGGGAAGAGGAAGAUAUCGUGGCAAGAUCAGGUGGCUUUAAGAGUUUGAGGUUACAUUUGCAUAUUCCCCGAGCUGGGAUUGUUGCUUGCUGGGGCUUGAAAAUGACCCCAUACGUGCCUUGAUGUUCACUUUUGCCUGUUUUUUUGUCAACAACAAUCAGGUUAUGCAGUCACAUAGUUGCAUGAUACAUGUCUAGGGAUAGAAUCAAGUAGCAAGGUAAACGAAAUAUCUAUACUAAACCUAUAUCAGCUUUCAUCAGGACAGUGCAAAGUCACUGUGCACGAUCUUCUACUCCUUGAAUUGCUGCAUGUGGUGAGGUAUAUAACCCUGCAAUCUUGCAUUAACGACUUUAGGAGCAUAAUAUAAGAAUCAUCUUUACUGGACUAUAACUAAACUUUCGGUACUUGUGGGAAUCAGUAUACUAUAACUCAUGGGAAGGAGAUAAAUCAUGUCAUGUAUCUAUUUUCAGGAAUACUACUUUUGCAUAAUGUUCAUAUCUGUGGAUAUUUGUUUCCA
Syzygium oleosum is the source of this 2258-nucleotide messenger RNA. RefSeq lists its product as uncharacterized. Bases 1077 to 1790 code for a protein of 237 amino acids. The record is from RefSeq and is a predicted model, not a curated record. Lineage: Eukaryota; Viridiplantae; Streptophyta; Magnoliopsida; Myrtales; Myrtaceae. The transcript is spliced from 6 exons.